ACCUGAACCCCACCGCUGUUCCAAUGGAGAGGGUCCAGCACCCAGCACAUGCGCGCCGGGGCUCAAGCUUUGCUGGAAUGGAGAUUCCCUGGCGUGGCUUUCCACUGCAGCCUCGGCCGAAAAGCUGCCACUGCGCAUCCGCGGACUUGAAGACACCUCCUCAAGCCCGACCAGACCCCGACGGAGUAUACAACGUUGUAGAGAGCAGAGAGCCAAGUCCCGGUUAUGGUUGCGAUAUAGUGACGGUCAGUCAUAUUGGGACUCCUUUUUUCCCCCUUUCUUUUCUUUUUCCCUGGGCGCAAUGCCCGUCCAUUCACUUUCAUAUCCGGCAUCAGCCGGCAACCACGAUUCGUCAGCUCGCGAUGUCUUGAUAUUCUUUAUCUCCGGAAACCCCGGCUUGAUUGACUAUUAUGGACCUUUCUUCGAGAGCCUGAGAGCCCUCAUUGAUUCCUCUACCGCUCUUGGGGCCACCCGCUUUCACAUAUACGGCCAGGACUUGGCAGGAUUUAGUGAUGAUGAUCACGAACCCUUCGACACCAAGCACCCCCCACGAAAUGUGGGCUUCCAGGUGCAGAACUCAUUUGAGGCCCUAUCGAGUCUGAGAGUAGGAAGCGGGCCCAAGAAGGGCAAGGCUUUUGACGAAGUGCUUCUUGCCGGCCACUCUGUCGGAACGUACAUCGGUCUUCAGUUGUUUCACAAGCUCCUGGAGAACCCAUCCUCUGCGCCUCACCUCCACCUGAAGGCAGGCAUCCUGCUCUUCCCUACAAUCGAGCAUAUAAGCCAUUCACCUCAAGGCGUCAAACUCAAUCUUCUCCGACGCACACCCUUAAUAGGUCCUAACGCCCACUCCAUCGCCCAGGGCUUCUUGCGUCUCUGGCCCUACAAGGCCCUCUACUGGUUUGUCAGCAAGGUGCUCGGCUUCCCGCCGCACGCGGCGACCGUGACGACCAAAUUCCUUAAAAGCCGUGAUGGUGUCUGGCAGGCUUUACAUAUGGGCAUGGACGAGAUGCAAGUUAUUGCUGAGGACAAAUGGGACGAGGAACUUUGGGAGAUUACACAUGAAGCUGAGCAGCAUAAUGUGCAGCCGAUACCAAAAUUCUUCUUUUUCUUUGGCAAGAACGAUCAUUGGGUUGCUAGCCAUUUGAGGGAUGCCUUCAUCGAGAGAAGACAGAAGCAAGCCGAAAGGACGUGCUUGUUGGUUGACGAAGGCAAUCUGCCUCACGCCUUCUGUAUCCGUAAGUUGGAAAUUGGAGCUCUCCAACACUGUUGACUAACUGUACGACAGACCACAGCGAGACGGUAGCUGAGAAGGUACUGGUUUGGAUCAAGGAGAUCUAUGGGUUAUAAGUCGCCGUCCUGUCAACUAUAGAACCUAUGUAAACUACUCAGCGCCGCGCGUUGCUUCCGAUUGCAGAACCAUGAGAUAGAAAAUAGAGUAAACACAACAGGAUGGCACGUUAAGUAGUAUAACAAAUUAAUCAACGAUGAAAUGACGGGUCAUGACAACCCGUUCAUUUUCACAAACCUCAAUGGCAUAUAGCACCAAAAUCGUUCCUUAA
Molecule: messenger RNA, 1559 nt
Organism: Truncatella angustata
Lineage: Eukaryota; Fungi; Ascomycota; Sordariomycetes; Amphisphaeriales; Sporocadaceae
Exons: 1
Coding region: 302-1270 (322 amino acids)
Biological process (GO): lipid storage
Cellular component (GO): lipid droplet
Molecular function (GO): lipase activity
Source: RefSeq, a predicted model, not a curated record